Messenger RNA from Serpula lacrymans var. lacrymans S7.9, 789 nucleotides. RefSeq lists its product as uncharacterized. NCBI's taxonomy places the organism in Eukaryota, Fungi, Basidiomycota, Agaricomycetes, Boletales, Serpulaceae. The coding region runs from base 1 to 789 and encodes 262 amino acids. The record is from RefSeq and is a predicted model, not a curated record. The transcript is spliced from 5 exons.
AUGUGCAAAUUAUCCGACCUUAUGAAGUUGAUGGUGCGGUUCGAGAUUAGUGAAAAAGAGGUUGAUCUGCUGGAAGUGGGACUUAUUGAGUGGGUAGAGCAUUACAAAGAGUAUUACUACCAAUAUGAAGAGAACCAAUUACCUGUCUGUACACUCCCCAUCCAUGCGUAUCUAAGUCAACUGAAGCUAAAGUAUAACCUAGAUGACGAACUGAAGGAUUUUCACUCUAGUCAGCACAACUAUAGUGUACUGAAGCAAAAUGAGAAAAUAUAUCCAGAUUAUCCAGACCAUAUCAUGUGUAGCCCUUACCAUAUGGAACAUAAACCCAACAGUGAUACUAGACGCAGGAUCAGCAUAUACAUCCGCGCACUCAUUGGUGGUCAAAUCAAUCAGAUAUUGCCUCACUUACCUGAAGUAAUGCCCCUUUGGGGAAAACUAUGCAUUGCUGCUGGUGGUGAUGUUGUUCAAAGUGCUUUUGCAAUGAAAAAGAGCAACACAUUAUCACAACAUGAUAAUUCUUUUGUGCGGUAUGAGAUCUCUUACACUGUACUAGAACACAGGAAUACCACUGUCACUGCCACUCAUUAUGGUCAUCUCGAACAAAUACUUGUCUGUCAGCUUGGAAAUGAUGAUUUUUGGAAGGAUCUAUCUGGUCAUGGACUUCUAUUGGCAGUCAUCACACCAUGUAAAACUGAGGGUAAAGAUGCAUCUUUAGAAGUUGCUGUGUAUGGUGGAUUAGCAGCUGCCAUUGCCAUAGACAUCCAUAACAUCAAAGCUGUUGUCGGAUGA